AUGAUUGCCAAAAGAUUCGGGCAGGCGCUAUUUUUAGACUGUGGCCUGAGGGGGGAGGGGUAUAGGCUCGUAGCGGCGGGGGCACAGUCGGAGCGGGGUGAGGGGACCGGGCCAGGUCGUUGCCACCGCGGCUAUCGAUCGCCGCCGGAUAAGGCACAGGGCUCACGGUGUGAGUCCGCCCUGCGCCCCCCACGUGAGCGCCUGGUGCCC
Molecule: messenger RNA, 210 nt
Organism: Iphiclides podalirius (scarce swallowtail)
Lineage: Eukaryota; Metazoa; Arthropoda; Insecta; Lepidoptera; Papilionidae
Source: the annotation of a GenBank genome assembly